Messenger RNA from Copidosoma floridanum, 328 nucleotides. RefSeq names its product heat shock protein 67B3-like. NCBI's taxonomy places the organism in Eukaryota, Metazoa, Arthropoda, Insecta, Hymenoptera, Encyrtidae. The record is from RefSeq and is a predicted model, not a curated record.
UCAAGAGUCGAGAUCCAUGACCAUAAGGCAAGACAAUAAACCUGCUCCAUCAGACAACAAAUUGAGUACGGGUACAUUCGUAAGGGGCAUUGAAUGCGGUACAUUUGCCCUUCAUGAAAUAAGUGCUAGCGUCAUUAGUAGAUCAAUCAUAGUCAAGGCGAAACACACGGGAAUGCAGGACAAGGAUGACAAUAGUCAUUUUGAUUUAUACAAAACAUUCGACGUUUUGGAAGAGUUCGACAUCGAAAAAGCCAUGGUUACAUUGCACUCUGAUGGUGUUUUAAAGAUUGAAGUUCCUAAGAUAACAGCAAACGAAUAAAUAGCAUGA